Molecule: messenger RNA, 1455 nt
Organism: Rotaria sp. Silwood2
Lineage: Eukaryota; Metazoa; Rotifera; Eurotatoria; Philodinida; Philodinidae
Source: the annotation of a GenBank genome assembly
AUGCUUCUUUCACUGAUUCUUCUGUUUACUUGCAUCCCAGCUUAUGCAAGCACUUCAUUUACUUGCUCCAAGAAUACUACUUAUCUUCGAGUCGAGCUACCAACCAAGUGGACAAGUGGCUCCAUCAAUUGUUUCCAUCCUAGAGCGAGAGAACCUGAUGUGGAUGUAUUUGCUGUGAAUAAUGAUACAUUUAUACUUCGUGAAAAUAAGUGCAUUAAUUAUGAAGCUCCAUUCAUGUACCUUCUCUUUGGAACAAAAAACGUUUUACUUAUCGAUAGUGGUGCAACCGUCUCGUCGACUUCAUUUCCCAUUCGACAACAUGUUGAAGCUAUUGUUAAUCACUGGUGUAAUAACAAAAAGAAACAUCGUGAAGAUCUGGAGUUAGUCGUUGCUCAUACUCACAAUCAUCUUGAUCAUAUUGCCGGUGAUAGACAAUUUCAAGGUCAAUAUUUUACCACAGUUGUAGGUGCAACCGUAGCAAAUGUAAGUUACUUUUUCAAACUAUCAAAAUGGCCAUCUUCGAUUGGUACUUUUGCUCUCGACGAUCAGCGUCAAUUAGCUAUCAUACCUAUACCAGGCCAUGAAAAUGCUUCGAUAGCCUUUUACGAUUGUGCGACUGGAUUGUUGUUUACAGGUGAUUCACUGUUACCAGGACGUUUAUAUAUCUCAAACUUUUCGGCUAAUGUCGAUUCUACUCAACGUCUAUUGUAUUUCAUUGAGUCAAAUAAUCUCAAUGUAAGUGCUAUACUCGGCGCACAUAUUGAAAUGACUCAAACAGAUAAAGUCGAUUAUCCAAUCGGAGCUACCUACCAACCAAAAGAGCGCCUACUCAAUUUGUCAUUAGAUCAUUUGCAUCAACUCAAUGCUGAAUUACAAGAACAAUGGAAAGCAGGAUUCAAUCAACGACAUAAAGCCUAUUAUGAUGCAUUUAUUGUCGAUCCUAAUCCAUCUCAGUUACCUCCGUUUUCAUUCAACGGGCGGACGGCCGAACAUGGGUUCAUAUUGUUACCGUUGAGUACCUUAGGUCUCGUUUGGAUUUCUCACAAACCUAUGUUUCGUACACCACAUGACUUCCAACUAGUGUUUAUGGCACGGGUGACGCAUCCAAAUGUAAAUUCUCUACUCUUACCGACAAAUACGAGUAUUCUUCAGAAUCAGUGGACCAUCCUGCCAGAUUUAUGGUCAUUGAAUAAUUUACUCAAUGGCAAUAUGACAAUAUUUUCCGCUCGAUUCUUUCGUGGUAAUUUUGAACAAAAUGGGCAAUACAUUAAAUUUAUUGUUGAUUUUUACCAUGAACUUAUGCAACAACAAAGUCAAAGUGUAACAAUGGAUCAAGAUAGAGAUUGUCCCCAGUUGGUUGGCAAUAAACUAGAACAUGAAGUACACGUUGGCAUAUUACCAUCAAACUAUUGUGCACUCACUUGUUUCCAUCAUCAAAUCCUACUUAAUGAAUGA